This is a messenger RNA of Periophthalmus magnuspinnatus, 1904 nucleotides long. RefSeq names its product xaa-Pro dipeptidase-like. The record is from RefSeq and is a predicted model, not a curated record. The coding region runs from base 65 to 1198 and encodes 377 amino acids. NCBI's taxonomy places the organism in Eukaryota, Metazoa, Chordata, Actinopteri, Gobiiformes, Gobiidae. Gene Ontology annotation, molecular function: peptidase activity. The transcript is spliced from 13 exons.
UGAUGUGGACUCAGGAAAAUCUAUCCUUUUUGUUCCUAAACUCCCAGAAAGCUAUGCUACAUGGAUGGGAGAAAUUUUUUCUAAGGAUCAUUUUCAGCAAAAAUAUGCUGUGGAUGAGGUCCAACACACCUGUGAUAUUGCCGAAGUGUUGUCCAGCCUGGGAGCAGCACUUCUUCUUACUCUGAGGGGAGUGAACACAGAUAGUGGGAGCACCACACGAGAAGCCUCCUUUUGUGGAAUAAACAGCUUUCAAGUUAACAACACCCUCUUAUACCCAGUCAUAGUGGAAUGUUGUCUGCUAAAGACUGAUAUGGAACUGGAGGUCUUGCGUUACACCAACAGGAUUUCCAGUGAAGGUCACAAAAUGGUUAUGAAGAAUGUGAAACCUGGAAAAAUGGAAUAUGAGAUGGAAAGUCUGUUCCAGCAUUACUGCUACACCAAAGGAGGAAUGCGCCAUACCUCGUACACCUGUAUCUGUGGAUCAGGUAACAAUUGCUCCAUUAUCUAUUAUGGGCAUCCGGGAGCUCCAAAUGACAAGAGUAUUUUGGAUGGAGACAUGUGCCUUUUUGAUAUGGGCGGGGAAUACCACUGCUACACGUCAGACAUCACCUGCUCAUUCCCUGCUAAUGGCAAAUUCACUGCAGACCAAAAAGCCAUUUAUGAAGCUGUCCUUAAAUCCUCCAGAUCUGUCAUGGCUGCCAUCAAACCAGGGGUGAAAUGGACUGACAUGCACCGUCUGGCUGACCGUGUACACCUGGAGGAGCUGGUGAAGAUUGGUAUCUUGACCGGUAGUGUUGAAGACAUGAUGAAGGUCCACAUGGGCUCUGUGUUUAUGCCCCAUGGCCUGGGACACCUGCUGGGGAUAGAUGUUCAUGAUGUGGGAGGAUACCCAGAGGGCGUGGAGCGCAUUGAUGAGCCUGGGUUGAGGGUUCUUCUGAUGGGUCGUCCUGUACAAGAGCGUAUGGUCCUCACUGUGGAGCCCGGCAUAUAUUUCAUCAAUCACCUGCUGGACCAGGCGCUGGCUAACCCUACCCAGAGCUGCUUCAUCAACAAUCAAGUACUGGCCCGCUUCAGAGGUUUUGGAGGGGUUCGUGUGGAAGAGAACAUUGCCAUUACAUCAGAUGGCAUAGAGCUGCUGACCAGUGUUCCCCGGACUGUAGAAGAAAUUGAAGCUUUUAUGACUGGGUCCCAACAUUAAGCCAGACAUUGCUGAUUGAUUUUAUAAAAUGUAGUUGAGGCACUACAUGUUUCAUAAUAAUUUCUCUCUGUUUAAAAGAUUUGGCUUAAAAACAGGAAGUAUUCCUUUGCCUGAAAACCAUGAAUAGGCUAUAGUUUUAUAGUGUUUAACCCAACAGAACUUCAUUAUAUUUCCAAAUGGUCUGUAAUGGUAAUCUUUUUACUAUUAAUGAAGAAUUUCUAAACUCCAGGAUAUUCCAGUCAGCCAUGUUGAGGUUAUUCAGAUGCAGAAGGAAAUCAUCUUACCAUAGAAAGGACCAUGGUCUCCUUGCAUUUCUGACAGAGGAGAAAAAAGAAUAAUCUGAUGAGUUUUAUAAGAGCUUGUGGAAAGCAAUUCACUCCACAUGACUUGUUGAGGUUUUCUGAACAUCAUUUUGCCAUGACUGUCUACUAUAGUCCAGUCAAAUUAAACCAAAUUAUCAAACAUCAAGGGUCUUUAGAGUAUUAAGACUACAUUUAGUCUGACAUGUUUAAUAUGUAAACUGAAGAACAUAUUACAUAGUCUUGAAUUGAAUUUAUUAAGGGGUCCCCAAGGGAUUUUCACACCGAUAAUGGCAUUUGCGGCACUGCAGACUUUGGGAUGGCUGCUUUAAUGUAUGGUUUUGCUUUCAUUGCUAUAUUAUGUUGAUUUUUUUUCUUUUUAAAUCAUGAGACUGUUUUAACAUCUG